Alternaria novae-zelandiae is the source of this 444-nucleotide messenger RNA. RefSeq names its product 40S ribosomal protein S17 (gene RPS17). Gene Ontology annotation, molecular function: structural constituent of ribosome. The transcript is spliced from 3 exons. Gene Ontology annotation, cellular component: ribosome. Gene Ontology annotation, biological process: translation. The record is from RefSeq and is a predicted model, not a curated record. Lineage: Eukaryota; Fungi; Ascomycota; Dothideomycetes; Pleosporales; Pleosporaceae. The coding region runs from base 1 to 444 and encodes 147 amino acids.
AUGGGUCGCGUCCGAACUAAGACCGUCAAGAAGUCCGCCAAGGUCAUUAUUGAGCGUUACUACCCCAAGUUGUCGCUCGACUUCGAGACCAACAAGAGGAUCUGUGAUGAGAUCGCCAUCAUUGCCUCCAAGAGGCUCCGAAACAAGAUUGCCGGAUACACCACUCACUUGAUGAAGCGUAUCCAGCGUGGUCCCGUCCGUGGUAUUUCCUUCAAGCUCCAAGAAGAGGAGCGUGAGCGAAAGGACCAGUACGUCCCCGAGAUCUCCGCUCUCGACUUCACCCAGAACAGCGAGUCUGGCUCGCUCGACGUCGACCAGGAGACCAAGGACCUGCUCAAGAGCAUGGGCUUCGACAGCAUCCCCACCAACGUCAUUGCCGUCUCCCAACAACAGAUUGUCGAGCGCGGUCCCCGCCGCUUCAACGACCGCCCCGCCCGCUCGUAA